Molecule: messenger RNA, 1000 nt
Organism: Phytomonas sp. EM1
Lineage: Eukaryota; Euglenozoa; Kinetoplastea; Trypanosomatida; Trypanosomatidae
Source: the annotation of a GenBank genome assembly
GACGUCUCCUGCUUUUUAAUAAAGGUCUUGGUGGGUUUUCGAGUUCGUAUGGCCUUAGUUGAAGAAUCAAGGGAGUGUUUGAAAGGAAAGGUAUUGCAUUCAAGAAAAUAAUAAUAGGGUAUCUGCACUGUGAGGCAUACAAGGGAAGUAGAAAGUAAUGAGUUUUCCAUUACCACGCAACUACUACCUCCUGACUCAUGAUGCCUUGCGCUUAUUCGUUGGAAAGGAAGCAGAGCUCUCAGCCUUUGUGAAAAAUCGGAAGCCCUUUCAGUGUGAUAUGCUAAUAAACUCCUCGAUGACGGACCCCCUGCUAGCUGAGACCAAUCCUAAUUACGUGAAAGAGUUUUGCUCGCUAUUGCAAGAAAAAAUGGGUGAAUGCAGUUUAAAUGCGUUUGAGCGUCGCAUUGAGAUCACGUUUCCAGAUAACGAGGUACUACACCUGGCGCUUGGAGCCCCUAGGAAGUGGCUCAAUGGGAUUCAAUCACCUGAGGAAAUUAAUCAAGAGCCGGACUGGCGACUGCGAAACCGCUUGCGGAUUUCCCUUGGCUUUGACGAGGCCCUCUUCACGAGUUGUUGCUCCCUUGGCUUGAACAUCGCAGCUCGCUACAUGGAGAAGUGGGCCUACGAUUUCUACAAGAAUCGCAAGCUUCUGCUUUACUCAAUGAAACCCGAAAUUUUCAGUAAGCUAGAUAGCGACCGGUUCGCUGUGCUUCCUCCCGUAACGUAUUGGCAGGCACACGGCUACGUACUGCAACAAAACUACCCGUGUGGGGCUUACCAGCAGGUGUACGAAACUGUGCGCCAUAACUUUGCUAAGUAUUACAAGGUUUACCCAUUUAGUAAUCCUUACUGUGAAGGCGAAGAUCUGAAUACCAUGAAGGUGGUAAUGGAUCUCUGUAGCUUGUCGAGCCCACAACCUUUAACGACGGAUGAAGUCGGGAUGGAGCUCGACCUGAGCGUGGCGUCGUUACCUGAAAAAAAUAAGCCUAUGCCGCAGUAG